Messenger RNA from Egretta garzetta (little egret), 5406 nucleotides. RefSeq names its product TATA-box binding protein associated factor 4b (gene TAF4B). Gene Ontology annotation, molecular function: DNA binding; protein heterodimerization activity; RNA polymerase II general transcription initiation factor activity. The transcript is spliced from 18 exons. The coding region runs from base 3065 to 5260 and encodes 731 amino acids. Gene Ontology annotation, cellular component: transcription factor TFIID complex. Gene Ontology annotation, biological process: transcription initiation at RNA polymerase II promoter; DNA-templated transcription. Lineage: Eukaryota; Metazoa; Chordata; Aves; Pelecaniformes; Ardeidae. The record is from RefSeq and is a predicted model, not a curated record.
UUAAUGACUUUACAAGAAACAAGUAUAUAACUGGUAUACAAAAUCUUCUCACAGAAAUUAUGCCAGGUGACACCUGUGCAUUCAACUUGAUGUACGAAAUCUCCCCUAACAUCUGGUGAUACAAUGUUAGGUGACUUUUGUAGUGUCUCUGUAGAUUGAUAGUGCUGGGAGCUAUAGUGGUUGCUGCUAAUUUAUAAUAGUGUAAGACGCUGCUGGGAACAUUUCAUGCAGGAAGCAGUGUAGGAAGUUGUAUGACAACAUGCUACUUGCGUGGGUUGUAUAAGGCAUUAUCAUUGUCUUUGAAGAUGAUGAAAAUGACAGCAAUGUUUUAUCCUGUAGUGGUCCUUAUCAUGGUAUUUCUGACAUGCUGUGGUCCCUUGGUAGCUUAAUAGCUUCUGUUUCUAUCACAAGGGGAGAGUACAGGCUUUAGAGUUUAUACAAAAAUUCACACUAAAACUAUCCCCAGAACACAGUAUUUUCAUUUUUUGGAACAGUUACUUAAUACUUACUACAAAGUAUUGCCAGCAGGUCGAAGGAGGUGAUCCUUCCUCCCUGCUCAGCACUGGUGAGGCCACACCUGGAGUGCUGUGUCUGGUUCUGGGCUGCCCAGUACGAGAGAGAUGUGGACGUACUGGAGAGACUCCAGUGAAGGGCCCCAAAGGUGAUGCAGGGACUGGAGCAUCUCUCCUGUGGGGAAAGGCUGAGAGAGCUGGGACUGCUCAGCUUGGAGAAGAGGAGUCUCGGGGCGACCUCACUGAUGUAUAUUAACACCUAAAGGGAAGGUGCAAAGAGGAUGGAGCCCAGGCUCUUCUUGGUGGUGCCCGGUGGCAGGACCUGAGGUAACAGGCACAAACUGAAAUGUGGGAGGUUCUGUCUGAAAGGAAAUUUCCCCCCCCCUCUUUGUUACCAUGAGGGUGACCGAGCACUGGCAGAGGUUGCCCAGAGAGGUUGGAGUCUCCCUCCUUAGAGAUAUUCACAAGCCAUCUGGACACGGGCCUGGGCAACUGGUUCCUGCUUGGGCAGGAAGGAGUUGGACCAGAGGACCACCAGAGAUCGCUUCCAACCUCAGCCAUUCUGUGAUAGCUGGUGGAAAAGAUAAAGAGAUCGUCUUCAAAGCUGUGUUCAUUGUUCCAGGUUAUCAUGUUUUGGGUUUUGUGGUGGUGGUGGUGUUUGGGUUUUUUUGGUUUUUGUUUUGUUUUUUUUUUCUCUCCAGUAACUCUUAGGUAUGGAUGGAAAGAAGGGGUGGACUCAAAUUUACCUGGCCUAACUGCAGGUACCUGGGGUUUCGUAUUGCUUCUCUCUAGGCCUUCAGCUUGAAUAACAAACUUUAACCAUACGCGUGUGCUCUGACAUUCCAUGUGCGUUUCAUCUCUCCCAAUACAAUAGUACAGUAAGUGACUGUGACUUGGCUGUUUAGGCAAACAGCACAGAGAAACUGGGGAGGGAACACUAUGUAAACACAUUUUUCCCAAAUAUUUAAAGAAGUUAAGCAAUUCAUUUGCUUUGCAUUUAAUGCUUUUGGCAUUAAUUAGACUAAUUUUUAGUUUUAACAUUUGUUCAAAGUUUAAAAUACCUCUCUGUCCUUUCAAAUACGAGAGGGGGGGGAGAGGAAGAAAAAAAAAUCUCAAUCUUUUUAUUAUUCACCAACAGAAGUACAAAGAUAAAUCCAGGUGUUCUUUGCAGGCACUUUUUAUUUUUGAUCAAGUAAACCAGCUUGUUUCAAACAUCCAUGGAACUGAAAGCAGGAAGCAAGAUUGCAGUGCCACAUUCAGAAAUCAUGUAUUUCCGUGCUUUUAUGCUUAGUGUGUGUUAAGGGUGAAUCAAAUUAUGAACUCCCAGUGGAAGGCCAGCAGUUUAGCUAAAAAAACCCCAUGCACCUGCUUAAUCCAAGAUGAUAUGCAAGCAUGGGGAGGUGGAAAUUAAACACACCACUCCAGCAAUAGUGUCCUACAACGUGAUACUUAUGAGGAUAAAGGAAAACAAGGACACAACCUUGUCAUUUGAAGGAGAAUUCAUGAUGUGGCCUGAUGAAACUGAUUUGCUAUGCCCUUUUUACAGACAGUAGUGGGGUUCUAGUUUUGGUUUGGUUUUGGUUUUUGUUUUUUUUUUUUUCCCCUCUGAAAAAAAUAACUGUGCUGUAGGUUUAUUUUCCCAACAAAGUUGGAAUACUCACCUGAGUGUUAAUUCUCGAGUGGUCUGUUUUCUUUUAGAAAUAAAGAUUUCUAAUAGCUGGCAUAACUAUCUACGUGUCUAUAAGAUGCUGAUAAACACAAAUAUAGUACAUAUUUUUUAUAUUUUGGAAAGUAUCUAGUGGAGUAUAGUUCUGACUCACAUCUUAGCUUGUUUGCACAGCAUGAAAGAACAGAGACAUCCUGCAUGCUACAACAGAAUUCCAGUCCCUCUUUAAGGAGCUACCCAUUCCCAUUGUUCGUGCCCAUUCCUCCCUUCUUCUUCCCUCUGUUCGCUUAACCUUCCGAUCUUUCUUCCUCACUUAAAGCCUCCUUGUGGGGUGUGUGUGCUUGCAUGACCUUCCCGCCUCAUCAGAUGGCUUCUGUGGCUUCAUGAUGCAGCUUUGGGUUCCCCAAACCAGCAGGCGCUGCAGGUGCACAUCCAGGCCUGGAAGGUAAAGAAGAUACUUCUAUGUGAAUGUCAGAGGAGCCCACUCGUGGGUUACUUGAAGUAGCAAAGCAAGUCAGUUCUCCAAGGCUGGAAAUUCAUGGAAUGAACAGCUAUCAAAUCUAUCUUCAACUGACUUUGAAAAGCAGUUACCAUGUUUAUCAAUACGCUUUCACUCCUAAGCAUUUGCAUGGAGGGCUCGGAGAUUCCUUCAGAAGUUGAAUGGCCCCAAGAAGAGAAAAACUUGGUCUCAAUGAAGAAGCCAGCUCUGUUCUUCCUGAAGUCCAAGAACAGUGGACAACGUGCCUUCCCUUGCAUCCUCUUCCCCCUCCUGCUGUCAGUCGCUGUUAGUCUUUGCUGGAAUUGAAGUUUCCCCGUCUCCUGGUCUCUGAGCACCCUUUGGCAUCUGGGAGGAACUGUUCUCAUCAGAAGCAGUAAUGGCCAACUAAUGCUGGUAUCUCAACAAGCAAUAGCACGAGCACAGAGUCAGCCACAAAAUAACACAAGCGUGAGGCCGUCUGUACCGACCAGCACACCUGCCAUCAGAAUAUGUGCUGUACAGAACUCUGGCACCCAGUUGCUAAAGAAAGUAGCAGCUACUCCUGUGAAACCAUUAUCUCAAACAACAAAUGCUGUGGCUUCUACUGUUCAGCCACCUGCUGUAAUACAGCCAGCAGCUGUAACAGCUAGUGUUACUACAGUUACUGCUGUAAAGCCUUCGAGUACUGGAACACCUGUAAAACUUCCAGUUACAGGACCACCUGCACAAGCUAUCUCCCAAAAGGCAGUCUCUGUGAAAGUAGAGGGCACAACAGUAGCACAGACCAGCGCUUCUACAGAGAUGCUAGAGAAUGUGAAGAAAUGCAAGAAUUUUCUUGCUACGCUAAUAAAACUGGCAUCUAGUGGACCUCAAGCCCCUGAGAUGGGGCAGAAUGUGAAGAAUCUGGUGCAAAAUCUACUGGAAGCAAAAAUUGAACCAGAAGAAUUUACAAAAAAGCUAUACAUAGAGCUCAAGUCAUCUCCACAACCGUAUUUAGUUCCUUUUCUCAAGAAAAGCAUGCUUGCCUUACGGCAGCUAAUGCCCAAUGCUCAGAGUUUUAUCCAGCAGUGUAUGCAGCAGCCAGCUCCAACCCAAGAAGCUGUUUCAACUUGUACCUCUGCAGCACCAGCUCCUUCGAUAGCAGUGGCAACCUCACCUGUAGCAACAACUUCUCUUCCAGUUGUAAAACCAGUGUCUGCCCCUGUAACAGUCACGGCCUCGCCGGUUAUAAAACCAGUCCUUGUCAGUGCGUCGGCGACAGCUUCUCGGCAGACCGUGAAGCCUGUUCCUGCCUCUGCAGUGGUGACAGCAUCUCUUCGGCCCGCAGCUUCAGUCAUCACCACAACAAUAGCAACGUCAGGGAUGACUGCUAUCCAAACUGUCAAGCCAGUCUUCGCCUCUGCGGUAGCAACGUCCUCUCUGCAGCCUGCAAAGCCCAUGCUGGUCUCUACAGUGGCAUCUUCAGCAACAACCCCUCUCCAGCCUCUGAAACCAGUCAUUGGAACCCCAAUCAGUAUUAAAAUCUCACAGCCAAACUCCAUUGUUGCACAGUCAGUGGGUGCUCAGCAGGUGGUUAAAGUGAAACAGUUGGUAGUCCAACAACCAUCAGGAACCAUUGUAAAGCAAGUGUCCACACUCCCGCAACCCUCAGCGCUGACCCUACAGACAUCUGCUGAGAAAAGGAUGCCGCUGAAUACGCUUGUUCAAACUAACCAGUUUCCUGCAGGUUCCAUUUUGAAACAAAUUACCCUGCCAGGAAAUAAAAUUCUGUCGCUUCAAGCAUCUCCUGUUCAGAAAGCUAAAAUAAAAGAGAAUGGAGCAACAUCCUUCAGAGACGAAGAUGACAUAAAUGAUGUGACUUCUAUGGCGGGGGUCAAUCUUAAAGAGGAGAAUGCGUGCAUUUUCGCAACAAACUCUGAGCUCAUCGGUACAGUGAUCCGCUCUUGUGCAGAUGAACCUUUUCUCUCCUCGGAAGCACUUCAGAAGAAGAUCUUGAACAUAGGUAAAAGGCAUGACAUUAUGGAACUUAACUCUGAUGUUGUGAACUUGAUCUCCCACGCUACACAGGAGAGAUUACGAGGGCUCCUAGAAAAACUAACUGUAAUUGCUCAGCACAGAGUAUCAACCCACAAGGGGAGUGAUAAAUACAUAGUAUCUAGUGACACCAGAGCACAGCUGAGAUUUCUUGAAAAGCUUGAUCACCUGGAAAAGCAGAGAAAGAAUGAAGAGGAACGCGAAAUGUUGCUUCGAGCAGCCAAGAGCCGUUCCAAUAAAGAAGAUCCAGAGCAACUGCGGUUAAAGCAGAAAGCGAAAGAGAUGCAGCAAUUGGAGUUAGCACAAAUGCAACAAAGAGAAGCCAACCUCACAGCUUUGGCAGCCAUUGGACCAAGGAAGAAAAGACCACUGGAUUCAUCAAAUGCUGGAUCUGGGCUGGAGGAUUUGAAAGGCAAUGGAACCGCUCCUGGAUCAUCAGGUUUUAGCCUUACGAAACAGCUGCUCUGUCCAAGAAUAACCCGUGUCUGUCUCAGGGACUUGAUAUUCUGCAUGGAACAAGAGAGGGAGAUGAAGCAUUCCCUAACCUUGUACCAUGCUCUUCUGAAGUGAUUUGAAUUUUACAUUUCAACUUGCUGUCUACUGCCAAAGAAAACACUGAAGCAUUGUUGCACUGUCUUGAAUUCCAAUUUCUGGAAAAUGAUCCGUUGUAAGGAUAACUCUUGUUUACAGAUAAACAUUUUUAUUAAAUACCUAAC